AUGGGAGGUAAYAUGAAGRCUCAUUCAAUGUACUUUUUGAGAGRAGAGUCAACUACUAGAAUUAUUAUUUCURAAACAUCCCAAGUUAUUUGGGAUUGUCUCCACRAUAUUUAUAUGCCAGUUCCUUCAAAAGAACAUUGGAAAAAAGUUGCAGAUCGUUUUUAUGAUUUAUGGAACAUUCCAAAUUGUAUUGGCGCUAUCGAUGGGAAGCACUUUAAAAUCAAAUGCCCAUCAAAUACAGGCUCAGCUUAUUUUAAUUAUAAGCAUUACUUCAGUGUUGUUUUGAUGGCCUGUGUKGAUGCAGAUGGACUUUUUUUAACGAUUGAUGUUGGUGAUUAUGGGCGAAACAGUGAUGGCAGAGUAUUUAGAAGGAGUUCGCUUGGAAUAAUCUUAGAAAAUAACGCAUUGGAUAUUCCCGAACCUAAAGUAUUACCUGGAUGGGAAAAUAAGGACAAAUUUCCACACUAUUUUGWGGCAGAUGAAGCGUUUCCCCUAAAAAACAAUAUAAUGCGACCAUUUCUAAAAAGGUCAUUGAAUAAAGAAAGACGCAUUUAUAAUUACAGAUGUUCUAGAGCAAGGAGGAGUGUGGAGUGCAGUUUUGGAAUGCUUGUGUCAAAGUUUAGACUUUUUGAACAACCUAUAGGUURCAAAGUAGAAACAGCCGAAGCAUUGAUUAAAGCAGCAUGUGUUUUACAUAAUUUUAUUCGCAUAAAAGAAGGUGUAUUUUCAACACCUUCACACCCAUCAACCAUUAWUUCAAUGGGAUAUCAAAAUAUUGAGGAUCAAGGGAUAAGACCAACAAGAGCAGCAGAAAGCAACAGAGAUUUUUUAUGUGACUAUUUUGUAUCAAACGAGGUAUAA
Diuraphis noxia (Russian wheat aphid) is the source of this 861-nucleotide messenger RNA. RefSeq lists its product as uncharacterized. NCBI's taxonomy places the organism in Eukaryota, Metazoa, Arthropoda, Insecta, Hemiptera, Aphididae. The record is from RefSeq and is a predicted model, not a curated record.